Molecule: messenger RNA, 2352 nt
Organism: Rosa chinensis
Lineage: Eukaryota; Viridiplantae; Streptophyta; Magnoliopsida; Rosales; Rosaceae
Exons: 4
Coding region: 1-2352 (783 amino acids)
Molecular function (GO): RNA-DNA hybrid ribonuclease activity; nucleic acid binding
Source: RefSeq, a predicted model, not a curated record
AUGGAUGCGUUCAGUGGGUACAACCAAAUUCGAAUGAACCAUGUAGACGAGGAGCACACCGCCUUUACCACAGACAAAGGUCUCUAUUGUUACCAGGUCAUGCCUUUCGGAUUAAAGAAUGCAGGUGCCACUUAUCAGCGACUUGUCAACUCCAUGUUUGAGGAAGUUAUCGGUACUAUCAUGGAGGUUUACGUGGACGAUAUGCUGGUAAAAAGUUUAACUUCGGAGGACCACGUAACCAACUUGUCAAUCGUCUUCACCAUCAUAUUACGCAAUGGUAUGCGGCUUAACCCACAGAAGUGCAUCUUCGGGGUCGAGGUAGGAAAGUUUCUCGGGUACAUCAUUAGCCACAGGGGAAUUGAAGCCAACCCGGAGAAGGUGCAGGCUAUAUUAGACAUGCACGUCGAGGUAAUAGCCUGGACGGCUGAGCACGAGGCUGCUUUUCUUGGCUUGAAGGCGUACUUGUCAGAGGUACCUCUACUCUACAAACCUGUUCCAGGAGAAAUGCUCUACAUAUAUCUGGCGGCAUCGUCAACGGCUGUGAGCUCAGCUCUGAUUAGGAAAGACUCCGAUUGCGAGUACCCGGUGUACUACGCUGGAAAGGGGUACACUGGUGCAGAAUCCAGGUACCCGGACAUUGAAAAAAUAGCACUGGCCCUCCUUGUAUCGGCCCGGAAGCUUAGGCAUUACUUCCAAGCACACUCAAUCACCGUUUUCACUAAUCACCCAUUGAGGCAGGUUUUGCAGAAACCAGAGACAUCGGGCAGGUUAAUUAAAUGGGCCAUCGAGCUGGGGGAGUUCGAUAUCAAGUACCAGCCCCAGACAGCUAUUAAGGGCCAGGCAGCGGCAGAUUUUAUUUCUGAGUCAAUUCCCUCCCAGAACCCUCCCCUGGAAUCACCUGAACCACUAGCCCCGGAUACACCUCCACCAGGCACUUGGCGAUUAUAUGUUGAUGGCGCAUCCAACAAGAAAACAAGCAGAGCCGGUAUCCUGCUAAUUAGCCCGGACGAUCAAGUCUACGAGUACGCCCUCAAAUUUGCCUUCAAGGCAUCCAACAACACCGCAGAGUAUGAGGCACUCAUAGCAGGUCUGCAGAUUGCCCGGGAACUAGGGGUCAGCGGUAACUUCGAGGCAAAAGAGCCCUACAUGUCCUCUUACCAGGCUCUGGCCCGGGCAUUAGUUCAGAGAUUUACCUCCUACAUUUUUACCCAAAUACCGAGGGCAGAAAACGACAAGGCAGACGCCCUUGCUAAGCUUGCAUUAACUUCUCCAAGUCCUACCUAUGGGGCCACUAAGGUCGAAGUACUUGAAAGACCUAGCACUUCUAAAACGGUGUCAGAAAUAUUCGCGGUGGAUCACACUACUUCAUGGAUGGACCCAAUUUUGAAAUACAUGGUCGACGGCCUGGCACCGGACGAUAAGGUAGAGGCCAGAAGACUACAGUUAAGGUCAGCUCGAUACACGAUCAUGAAUGACAAGUUAUACCGGAGAGGCCACUGCUUCCCCAAUCUAAAGUGUGUAACACCGGAGGAAGGCCACAAAAUAAUGAAGGACAUACAUGCUGGUGUAUGCGGUAACCAUGCCGGAGCCCGAUCUCUUGCACACAAGACCCUAAGGGCAGGAUAUUUCUGGCCAACCAUGUCGGCCCUAGCCCAAACGAUAUCUAGUUCUUGCCACAAGUGCCAAAUGUAUGCAAAUAUCCCAAGGGCACCGCCCAUUGCCCUCUCCAUCCUCCUUGCACCAUGGCCGUUCUGCCAGUGGGGUUUGGACUUGAUUGGUAAACUUCCCACUGCUGUGGGACAAUUCAAAUACGCCAUCGUCGCUGUGGACUACCAAACAAAGUGGAUUGAAGCAGAACCUCUUGUCGCCAUCACCACAGAAAAGGUAAAAAAUUUCCUGUGGAAGAACAUCUACUGCAGGACCACGGCAACAGAGGCCACCGGAGAGACCCCAUUCUGCAUGGCUUUCGGAUCAGAGGCGGUACUCCCUAUUGAAACACAAAUCCAGAGUCCCCGGAUCGAAUACUUCGAUGCGGGUACCAACCAAGAAGGCCUACAGCUCGAUGCUGACUUACUCGAGGAACGAAGGGAUGUGGCACACAUGCAUAACUUGGCUAACAAGCGGAGGAUAGCUCGCUAUUACGAUGCCAAGGUACAAUCCCGCACACUGAAGUUGGGGGACUGGGUCAUGAAGCAGGUCUACCCAGAACCCCGGGGACUAGAUCCAUCCUGGACAGGCCCUUACGAGAUCAUUGAGGAGGUAGGCCCCGCAACCUUUUUCAUCCGAGACAUGAACGGGGCCGUUUCCAGGCAUCCAUGGAAUACCCAGCGCCUGCGGUACUAUUACAAGUAG